AUGUGUAACCCAUGGGUGGUGUGGUUAGGAGUGCUGCCACUCUUAGGUAAAGAGUUAACUCAGGCAGCCCUCAAACCAGCAAUACCUCCGGUGAUCAAGAGCCAGCCUUUCAACAUUUUCUGGGCAGCCCCAACAAUGUAUUGUAUGCCUUUCUUCAACGUGGAUAUAAAUCUUCAAGAAUUUAACAUUAUAUCAAAUCCUUUAGAGACUCAGAGUGGGUCAAAAAUUGCAAUAUUUUAUCCAAAUGAAUUAGGGUAUUACGCUUACUUCUCUCAAGAUGGAAAAUCCUUUAAUGGAGGAAUAUUGCAGAACGUGAGCCUUUCUGAACACCUUAGGAAAACUGCUGAUGACGUUGGAGAAGCUGUCCCUUGGUGGAGAUCAGAAGGACUUGUUGUUAUUGACUGGGAAAGUUGGAAACCCCAAUGGGAUAGAAAUCGGGGCAGCAGAAUAAUAUAUAAAAACCACUCUUUAGCCUUCACUAGAAACCAUCAUCCUUAUUGGUCAGAAAUGAAAGUGGAAACAGUUGUCGGAGAGGAAUUUGAAAAUGCUGGAAAAAAUUUCAUGAACAUUACUCUCACAUUGGCUUUAGAAAUGAGACCAAAAUGUUUAUGGGGCUUUUAUCUCUAUCCAGACUGCUACAAUUAUGAUUACAGAAUAAAUCCAGAGACGUACACAGGUAAUUGUCCAAAUGAUGAAGUUCUCCGCAAUGACCAACUCCUGUGGCUGUGGGAAAAAAGUGCAGCACUUUAUCCUUCAAUACAUUUGGAUAAAAUACUGAAGUCAAGCUUAAAUGCUUUGAAAUUUGCUCACUAUCGAGUUAGGGAAGCCAUGAGGAUUGCCGUAAUGGCUAGACAUGACUAUGUUUUGCCAGUUUUUAUUUUUUCCAGACCAUUUUAUUUGCAUAGUACUGAAGCUCUGUCACAGGAAGACUUAGUGCAUACAGUUGGCGAAAGUGCCGCAUUGGGGGCAGCAGGAGUAAUAUUGUGGGGAGGAUAUGAAUAUUCUGCUUCAAAGCAUCUUUGCCUUGCUUUGGAGCAGGUUGUUCAUGGGGUGUUAAAAUCUCCCAUUAUUAUUGAUGUGACAUCUGCAGCCAAGCUCUGCAGUCAGAGUCUAUGUAACAAUCAUGGAAGAUGUAUUCGAAAAACACCUGAGUCCUCCUUCUAUCUGCAUAUGCCUGAAAGCAGUGGUAAGAAAUACGUUCUAAACAAGAGUUUCAGAUUCAUCACUUCUGAAAAUAAUAAACAGAAGACAAUAACAGACAUGAAGAAUGGAUUUGUGUGUCACUGCUAUUAUGGCUGGCAUGGACCGUCUUGUCAUGAUCACUCUUCAGAUCUCCUAAGAGAGAUGAAUAAGGCUCCUACUGUUAACUUCAAUUUAUUAGUUUUUCUCAGUAUGGCUUUUUCUGUGAUUCAGCUAAAAAAAUUUUUAGCCCUUACUACAAUGCCAAUUUUUCCUUGAAAUACCAAACAGUAGCAAGUGUUGAUUUUUUUCAACCUCAAGCCUCUCCCAAAAUAUGUAUUGACUUUAAAGUAAAAAAUAAAAAUAAAAAAGGUGGUCAUUGAUGCCACUCAUUGAUAUAGAAA
This is a messenger RNA of Symphalangus syndactylus (siamang), 1583 nucleotides long. Its product is annotated as hyaluronidase-4-like. The record is from RefSeq and is a predicted model, not a curated record. Gene Ontology annotation, biological process: carbohydrate metabolic process; hyaluronan catabolic process. Gene Ontology annotation, molecular function: hyalurononglucosaminidase activity. Gene Ontology annotation, cellular component: cytoplasmic vesicle. Lineage: Eukaryota; Metazoa; Chordata; Mammalia; Primates; Hylobatidae.